CCCACGGUGGAGCUGCUGCUCCCCUGUCGCCCCCACUUCCUGCCAUCUUCCCCGAGACUCGCGGAGUCGGGUCCCAAGUAGGCAGUACCGGCGGCGGUGUCGGCAAGGGGACCGCGGCGGCGGGCCCGCGGCGGGAUGUUCCGAGGCCUAGGUAGUUGGCUUGGCUUGCAACAGCCCGCGGCGAGCGACGAGCAGUCCCCGGGAGACGCUCCACCCGAGCAGUCUCCGGAAACGGUGGCGGAGUCCACCGAGGAGGAGCGGCAGCCAGCGGAGGACCAGGAGCUCUUCCACCAGGCCAAAGAUCUUGGCAAUUAUCUAUUUAGCUUUGCAAGUGCUGCCACAAAAAGGAUAACUGAAUCAGUUGCUGAGGCAGCGCAGACAAUAAAGAAAUCUGUAGAAGAAGGAAAAAUAGAUGACAUUAUUGAUAAGACAAUUAUCGGAGAUUUUCAAAAGGAACAGAAAAAAUUUCUUGAGGAACAGCAGACAAAGAAGUCUGAAGCAGCUGUGCCCCCAUGGGUUGACAGUAAUGAUGAAGAAACAAUUCAACAACAAAUCUUGGCUUUAUCUGCUGUAAGUAUCUUGUGAUACCCUGGAUAGAACAUACUUUCUUCCUGUCAUGGUGCAUCUCUGUUGGCAUGACUUUAUCCUUAGCAGAAUUUUUU
Messenger RNA from Castor canadensis (American beaver), 662 nucleotides. Lineage: Eukaryota; Metazoa; Chordata; Mammalia; Rodentia; Castoridae. The record is from RefSeq and is a predicted model, not a curated record.